Molecule: messenger RNA, 629 nt
Organism: Drosophila ananassae
Lineage: Eukaryota; Metazoa; Arthropoda; Insecta; Diptera; Drosophilidae
Product: cytochrome b5
Exons: 1
Coding region: 1-360 (119 amino acids)
Cellular component (GO): membrane; intracellular membrane-bounded organelle
Molecular function (GO): heme binding
Source: RefSeq, a predicted model, not a curated record
AUGUCGCAGUUGUACGAUCUCUCGGAGGUGGCCCAAAACAAUGGCAAGAGCGGAAAGCCCUGCUGGCUGAUCAUCAAAGGAAAUGUCUACGAUGUGACCAAUUUUUUGGCCGAACAUCCUGGCGGUGGUGAUGCCCUCCUCGAAUACGGCGGCAAGGACGCUUCCAAGGCCUUUAAGCAGGCAGGACACUCCUCCGAUGCCGAGCGAGAUCUGAAGAACUACAAAAUUGGAGAACUGAGACCAGUUGAGGCGGCGCCAAUUCAAAUCCAACCACAGUCCACUGGAACGAAAGGACCGGACACCAUAACCUCCAGUCCAGAACCUGCCAAGAAGAGCUCCGGCUUCCUCUGCUGCUGCUAGUUGGGCCAGAAACAAAAAAAGGAACAAAAUCAUCUUAUCAUAAACGUGUCAUUUAAUAGAUUUAUUUACUUAGAAUCAGGUCGUAAAUCAUUUACAAUUAGUAUAAUUAACUUGUAGCUAGGUCUAGGCUCUAGGUCUCAUCUCAUUCUAUGCAAAAAACAUCUAGUCUAAGAAGAUCAACUCUGCUUACUGCUUACCUCGCUCUCUGAAUAAAUUGCAAACAUAUCUGGCGGAGCAGCUCCACCACUCAAAUAAUUCAAAUAAUUAAA